CACAUACAACGAUAUCAAUAUAUACGCACACAACUAAAUCUCAUCGAAAUUCCCUGCGUCCAUUUGCUUCUUUCUCGCUCUCUAAUAAAUUCUUAGAGAUCCUUCCAACAAAUCAUUUCUUCAGAUUGUUUUUAAUUCUGUGAAGAAGUUUUGUAUUUAAUCGGAGACUGGAUUCGGUAAAUGGAGAAUUUGAGGAAGGAAUGUGCGUGAGGUUAAGGAAAACGAUGCCGGAAUUAGCGUGUGAUUGCCAAUUUAGUGGCGGCGAUGGCGAUACGACGACGUCUUACUCGUUGUCGUCAAAUGGAUCAGUUUCGUCGAGUGGAUUCUGGUCUAAGCAUCGGAAUGAUGUUAGUUGCAAUCAACUCCAGAAGUUUUGGAAUGGGUUGUCACCACAAGCUAGGCAAAAGCUUCUGAGAGUUGAUAAGCAGACUCUAUUUGAACAAGCUAGAAAAAACAUCUAUUGCUCCAGAUGCAACGGGCUACUGCUGGAAGGUUUUUUACAGAUUGUCAUGUAUGGGAAGUCUUUACAGCAGGAUGCAAUAGUUAAUGGAUGCAGAACCUCAAACAAUAGAAACAAUGAAGAUGAUUGUGAUGAUGACAUUCAAGAUCCAGCUGUCCACCCUUGGGGAGGUUUAACUACAACUCGUGAUGGGACACUUACCCUCUUGGAUUGCUAUUUACAUUCAAAAUCUCUCAAGGGGUUACAAAAUGUGUUUGGUAGUGCAAGAGCAAGGGAAAGGGAGCGUGAAUUACUCUAUCCUGAUGCAUGUGGUGGUGGAGGUCGAGGGUGGAUCAGCCAAGGAACGGUGGGGUAUGGGAGAGGUCAUGGGACCCGCGAAACAUGUGCCUUGCAUACUGCUAGACUUUCUGUUGACACUUUGGUUGACUUUUGGUCUGCAUUGGGGGAAGAGACACGGCAUUCUCUUCUAAAGAUGAAGGAGGAAGAUUUUAUGGAACGCCUAAUGUACAGGUUUGAUAGCAAGAGAUUCUGUAGAGAUUGCAGAAAGAAUGUUAUUCGUGAAUUCAAAGAGCUAAAAGAAUUAAAACGAAUGAGAAAAGAACCUCGUUGCACUUCCUUUUUUUGUGUGGCUGAUACAAGUUUCCAAUACGAGGUAACAAGAGACACAAUCCGAGCUGAUUGGCAUCAAACUUAUGCUGACUCAGCAGGAACAUAUCAUCACUAUGAAUGGGCUGUUGGAACUGCAGAAGGAAAAUCAGAUAUAUUAGAGUUUGAAAAUGUUGGUUUGAAUGUAAGGGUUCAAGUCAAUGGUCUUGACCUUGAAGGUUUACAUGCAUGUUAUAUCACUUUAAGGGCAUGGAAAAAAGAUGGAAGAUAUAGUGAGCUUUCGGUCAAAGCUCAUGCUUUGAAAGGUCAACAAUGUGUGCAUUGUAGGCUUGUUGUUGGAGAUGGUUUUGUUACAAUUACAAGAGGUGAAAGCAUUAGGAGGUUCUUUGAACAUGCAGAAGAGGCCGAGGAAGAAGAGGAUGAUGAUUCCAUGGACAACGAUGGAAUUGAGAUGGAUGGAGAAUGUUCCCGACCUCAAAAACACGCGAAAAGCCCCGAACUUGCACGAGAAUUUCUAUUGGAUGCUGCAACUGUUAUUUUCAAGGAACAAGUUGAAAAGGCUUUUAGAGAAGGAACUGCACGUCAAAAUGCACAUAGCAUUUUUGUAUCUCUUGCACUAAAAUUGUUGGAAGAACGUCUUCUUGUCGCAUGCAAAGACAUCAUCACCUUGGAAAAACAGUUUAAACUCCUUGAAGAAGAAGAGAAGGAAAAGAGAGAUGAAGAAGAAAGAAAGGAGCGAAGAAGGGCAAAAGAAAAGGAAAAGAAACUUCGUAGGAAAGAGAGACUCCGGAAUAAGGAAUUAGAAAAGGAAAGAGAGAAUUGUCAACGGAAUCAAGUAAUCCCUGUUUCCAUUCCCCAUGAGGAAGAAGAGGAGCCAACACAUGCCAAUGACACCAUAAAUUUGCAAUGCAAAUCAGAACAAGAUUCCGUGUUAUCGGAAGAUUACAUUCCGGAAGAGCAGAAUUCAAACCAUGAUCGGAAUCCUGAUUCCGACAUUCAACAUCCUCGGAGGAAAUCAAAAUUCUGGGAUCAAUCCUUAAAGUGGUCUGACAGAGGACGAUUUCCAGUGGUAUCUGAAAAUAACAGACUGUUAAGAAACAACAGUCCACGGGUCAACAUAAGGUCUAAUGGAUCAUCAAGGUUACAUUGUUCUCAUAACAAGUCAAAUGACAGAUAUGCCCCUCAUGGUUGUAAUUGUUACCAAACCGAUUACAGACCUAAAUCGGAAUAUGUUCAUGAUAAAGCCAACAGAAAUAAAACCAACAGAGAUUCACAAUGUGUGAAGAAAACAUGGGAACCUAUGGAAACACAGAAAAGAUACACUUACACCCCUCCUACUUUCAAAACCGACCCUGUGAACCCUGAUUUAUCAAACGAGAACACAAUAAACACCGAAGAGAAUGAUUUGAAGGAAUUGAAAAAUACAGAAGUUGAUACAACAAUUAGCAAUUCCAAUUCCGAUAGUUCAUCGUGUCUAAGCGAAGGAGAUGGAAAUACUUCGGUUUCAUCUACCACCCAAAAUUUAGAAUCCUCGUCUACAUCGGAUUCAGAAGAUGUAAUUAUAAUAAAAGAAACCCCACUAAACACAAAGGAAUUACCAAAUGAAAAGAACAACGGAAUUACAGAUUCCAUUCCGGUUAGUCAACCUCCAUUACAACCUCAAGGAAUCCACUUUCCGGUGUUUCAACCUCCUUCCAUGGGUUAUUACCAUCAAAGUCCAGUCCCUUGGGUGCCAAUUCCGUUCCCACCGCCACAUCCAAACCAUUACCUAUUCCCGAGUCCAAUCGGGUACAAUUGGAAUGGGAAUUCGCAAUUCCAUCAUUAUAGUCCUUUGGCUCCACCGUUAGUUAACCACAGUCAACAUCCAAUGUACCAAUCGGUCCCACAUGUCAACAAGGUGAUUGAAAUUGAAACAGCAUCUCCUCCCAUCAAAGGAGGGCAAAAUGGGAAUUGUGAGAAAACAAUGAAGGGUAAUACGGAGUUUUCGCUAUUCCAUUUUGGUGGGCCGGUGGAUCUUUCGAACGGGUCGGUUGAGAUUGAUUCCGGUGUUGGAUUGAAGGGAUUGGGAGAUGGUUAUGCUUGUGGAAAGGAUGUUGUUGAAGUUGAAGAGUAUAAUUUAUUUGCAGCGAGUAAUGGAAUACGGUUUUCGUUCUAAUUUGAUGUUGGAAUGGAAUCGUGUAACAAAACCACAAGAACAACUACGGAAUCGGAAUCGGAAUUGGAAUUGUGUACUUUGAUUGGUUGUAUUAUCGUUUGAUUUUUUUAUUUGAUGUAAAGGUAUAGAGAGAGAUUUGCCUGUAUGAGGUUUGUUCUUUUCCUAUAGCAAUGGAGCAUUUGCUUAAAAUUGAUUGUGCA
Messenger RNA from Lactuca virosa, 3421 nucleotides. The record is from the annotation of a GenBank genome assembly. NCBI's taxonomy places the organism in Eukaryota, Viridiplantae, Streptophyta, Magnoliopsida, Asterales, Asteraceae.